CCUGCAGGAUGAAAGAUACGGCCGUUCCUCAACCUAGCUCCAAAGGAAGGCGUCUCCAAAUGUCCACAGGACGGCCAGAGGCGAGAAUUCGUCCAACCGAGUCGCCUUUCGCUGGCUAAUGGGGCCCACAUGGAAGACAGACCUUUGCUGGACGAAGAAGUAGGCGGCGACAAGGGCACACAAACAGGAGGGAAGAGCAGAGACUGUCCCUGUGUGUCUGUGUGUGUGUGUUGCGCCUGCGUGUGUGUCCAGAUGAGCACUGAGGGUCACAUCGGCGGGCGGACAAUGUCGUUUGAUCAGAGCGAAGACGGCCACCGGACCAAGAAGGCCUGGCUGGCCUCCUCUGUGCAGCAGGACCUCUCUGCAGCACACACCAAGAUGCCCGAACAGCCCUUUCCGAAGUACGUCAGCCAGGAGAGAGAGCCCCACUCACACCACACAGACACCCGUGCCGUGUCCGUUUGCCUUGUUUGUUGUGUGCAGGGAGGGGGAUGAGGGGAACAUUGCUGCGGAGCCUGACGUGAGGUCGCCUGGCAGAGCUCACAUGACACGGGGUAUGUAUGUUGUCGAUACAUGGACACACGGAUGAGCACUUUGUGUGGUGUUUGUGUGUCUAUGACUUUCUAUGUGGCUUGGCUUCAUUCCUUCGCAGUGCCGCCGUUGCCUCUGCGGGCCAUCACACAGGCUGCCAAGGACAGCAAAGAGCCAGUCAGGCUACCCACCUUCCCUGUGAGCAACCUACCAAACACACACACACACACAGCGCAUCCAUCCAUCCAUUCGUCGUAUGCAGGCGCCGGAGAAGGGCGAGAAGGCCACCAAGAUGAUGGAUUUGGGUGACUUUAUGAGGCGAGAGAGGGAGCAGCGGGGCAGAGACAAAGGAGGACACCCCGAAGACACCUCGAGCGCACCCGGCAGGACGUAAGGACUCACUCAUCCACAGACACACGGACAGACAGGCAGACAGACAAGGACAGACAGACAGACAAACAGACAGACAAGGACAGACAGACAGGAGAGGAGAGGGUGUCUUGUCGUUCUUGGAUGCAGUCUUGAGGACACAUCGCAGGCCGGCUCGUCCUACGCCGAGACGGCCAUCACCGUGGUCAGCAUCGCUGUCUCUAUCUCCAUCUCUCUCUCUGUGCGUGUGUGGAUACUUCCUUGUGUCGACUUGCCGUGUCUCCCUGCAGGCUGACCCUUACAGCUUAUGGGAGCGGACCCUGCAGCUGCAGCAGGAGAGGCGAGCAUGGCAACUCCUCAAACCUGGUAUGUGUAAACAUGCGUCUGCAGAUACGUGUGAGUUCGCCUUGCACCAAAAGUGUGUGUGUGUGUGUGUGUGUGCAGGCGACGCCAAGACUGACGUGAGCAAGGGCAGUGCUGGCGUGGCGAGCGACGUGGGAUAUGACGCCAGCGAAGAGGGUAAAGACUCACUCUCACCCACCAUACUGUGUCUCUCUCUGCCCUCAUGUGUGUGUGGUUUGGUAUGGUAUGUGCCGUUGAUUGCCUGACACACACAGGUGACGACGAUGAGAUGUCCGAGGCGGUCCAGGAGGACGUGGAGGAGCAGCGGGAGAGCAGACUGCGGGGAUACUGGAGAUGGUACACACACAUACAGAGGGAGGGAGAGUGAUGCACACACUUGUGCCGUCAUGUGCAUGAUGGAUGGAUGGAUGGACGCAGGUUGAGGUCGCUUAUCGUAAUCGACUCAAAGUGGUCACUCAUGGGUCGGUCGGCACUCCCCCACAGACACACACACACACACACACAGAGAGAGAGAGAGAGAGAGAAAGAGAAAGAAAAGUCCUCUCUAUUUGUCGUGAAUGUGUCUCUCUGUGUGAGAACAGGUCACCUGUUCCUGCUGCUGGCGUGUGGGUGUGUGGGUCUGUACGCCUGGUAUCGAUGGCCAGGGGAAAGCGGAGACGAAGAGCAGCUCGGACUGAGGUAUACAGACACAGACGAGACGCACACAGACACAGACGCACUCAGGUGUUGUGUUUGUCUCUCUCUGUGUGUGUCUUCUGUCAGGCUGAACGAACUGUGGAAGUGGGGUACCUUCGGGGCUGCCGUGAUCUUGGUCCCUGAUGAAUGAUUGCACAGACACCCACGUGUUGUGUGUGUGUAUGCCGCAGUGUCCAUAUGUGUGUGGUGUGUAUGUGAAUGUGUGCCUGUGUAGGUGCGUGUGGCCAUUCGGCUGGUGUACGGCUUCCUGGAGAUCCUUGUCAACCUGGUCGACCAACAAUCAGAGCUCCCCAUCGGUAAGUCACAGAUACACACACACACAGAGAGAGAGAGAGAGAGAAGGCCAGAAAAUCAGUGUGUUUGUGUGUUUGUGUCAAAUGCAUCAACCAGGGAUGGUCCUGCACAACAUCAAGAGGGAAUCACUCUCCUGGAUGCUCGUCUCCUACUUCCUCUUCAUCGAAGUCAUGUUCCCCAAAGGCAUGGCAGUGAAUGAAUGAACACACAACGCACUCCACUCACGCACACAGAUCGUUCAUUCAAAGGCAACAGCACCGACCCGAUCACUUCACCCGUCUGAUUUUCUUGCAGAGCACCGAUACUCCAAGACGACGGGCGAGGUCCGCAAGUACGUCCGCCUCGCCCUGGAGGUGGGCAUCUUUAUUGGCGGCGAGGAGCUCCUGAGGCAGCUUCUGCGGACUUACAUCUCUGUCGCGAGGUCCAAGCAGAGAAACGCACAGGUGCGUCCGAACGAACACACAGACAGCCAUACACACGACAGACACGGAGAGAGGGGAGACAGGGGAGGGCGUGGUGUUGGCGACCAAAUGAAUGCCCUCUGGUCUGUGUCUGCCUGUGUGUGUGUGUGUGUGUGUAUGUGUGGGUGGGUGUGAAUGUGUCUCGGUAUGUAUGUGCAGCUGCAAACGAUAGUAUGGCGUCUGAAGGCGAUCGGCCGCCUCAACUGCCCUCCCUUCAGAUUUCUUCGCUCGCACCGAAUGGGUGCGUGAGGACACACGGACACGGACACGGACACACACGCCCCCCUAUCAAUAAAUACGCCGCCUAUCAACAAAUACGCCGCGUGUGUCUUGUGGUGUGUUGUGGUGCUGUUGUGUGUCUGCAGGUCUGCCAGGGAUGGGUGGGACGGUUGCGUCGAUUUUCUCGCCCAAAGCCAAGCAGCAGCCGCACCCGCCCAAACCACCAAGUGAGCAUGUCCAUGCGCCAGCCCAGUGAGUGCCAUACACACAUACCUUCAUGCUCCGUUAUGUGUGCAGGGACGACCAAGCGUGCGAGCGUGGCGGCCGCCACCAAGAAGAACCCCUUCGCCAGGACGGCCAGGGGGCAGACGAGGACAACCAACAAGACCACCAGAGCAGGGGGAACCAAGUCGCCGCAGCCCACCACCGCCACACCGGGUGGCGGCGGGGUGGCGGCGCCCCCGUCCCCCAUUCUGCGGCAGGACGGCGGCCCGGACCGGCCGACCAAAGUACUAAGCGUUGUCCGCUUCCCAACCGGUACACACACACGAACAGACAGACAGCUGUCUUCUCCAAGUCAUUCUGCGGCCGUGUAUGUGCGGUGUGCAGACAUCAUUCUCCAGGCGCAGGACACCGUGCUAACACAGGACAGCAAGGGGACCGUCACGGGAGAAAGGGAGAGGGAGAGAGCCACCAACAACGGCACAAACAGCAGUGGGGGCGAGGUGGUCUCCGGCAGCACCCACACACACACCACUGCACAGCCGGCCACCUCCGUAGCCACGGGGACGGCCACCCACACGCACAGCCAGUCCCCGUCCCCCUCUCCAGGCGCAGUGAGCAUCCACAUCCACCCGCCGCGUGUGGCGACGGAGCCCAACCUGACGCCCAGCAGCCAGCGGUCGAGGGAGAGGGACCUGGUUGACAAUCACACGGGGUUCGGGUGCGUACGUGAUGCGAGCGCAGACACAUCGGUGGACGCACGCAUACGUGUGAUUGUGUUGUGUUGUGUUGUGUUGUGGUGGGCAGGUUUAGCCAGACGCUUGAUUUGGCUGCCGCGUCGAUGGAGGAGGGCCACGCGGAAGACAUACGAGACACACAGGUGCGCUCGACCGUGGAGGGGGGCGAGGGAUCAUUGACCAUGCGCAGAAAGGCGUGCUUUAUUUGUGACCCCCACAAAACAGUCCCACCAAGCGGACCGCACCCGCGGCGACAGCCUGGAGUCACGCCCACCAGAAGAGUGUGUCGGCACUCUCGCGCCAGAGGCAUUCGCCGCCCUUUGGACCGCUGGUCAGUCCCUGCCAUCAACACCACCCUAAACAACACAACACACCCAUACACCCCCGUGUGUCUGUCUGUGUGUGUGCAGGGCAGCAGCAGUCGGACGUGCACAUGCCAUCAGGGGAGCAGGGCGAGAUCCAGCGAACGGCAUCGCCCUCGUUCUCGGCACAGCCGCCGCCAGCAAUCUCUCUGCAGGCAGGAGGGCUAGGCGGGCUUGGGGGCAGGGUGGGCUCGAAGAGAGCAGAGUGGCAGCUCUCACGUGUCUGCAUGCAAUGCUUGGUGGACUGCCACACAGGUGCCCAACGUCGACACGCCCACUCUCGUCGCCUACAGCGCUCUCGAAGAGGGCGCAUUAGACCACGUGAGCCACCUGACUGACCAUCCACAAUAGCUCCAUGUGCGUCUGCGUGAUUGUGUUCGUUGGAUGGGAUGGCCAGGAGGACACGUCAUUCCACCGGGGAGUAUCGGUCUUUCACCGUCUGGCGUCGCGGUUCAUGCCCUCCCUAAGAAGCAGCGGGCUGCCGGUCACCAAAGAGGCCGAUGGCACUCCGAAGGAGGGAGGAGUCAAAGAAGGUGCCCCCCCGGUCAAGGAGGCCGCCGCCGAGGAGCGGGAACAUAGGAGGUCCGAGUGGGUGUUCAAAGGACUCGGACACGUUGUGACGGGGGGAUUUGACCUGACUGUGCGCUUGCAGGACAUCCGCACUUUCGCGUCGCUCGCGACGCCCACGCGAGCCCUCUGCCAUCGGUAGUCUUGCCAUGUCUCUUUGCAUACGUGGUGUCUCUGUCUGUGUGUGGGGGGGUUGGUUGUCUACGAAAUACGAAUUUUCGCGUACACACAUGCAUGCAGGUGGGGGUAUUGCCGUGGUGGGCCGCGCGGGGACGAUGGCGUCGACGGUGGCUGACCAGGGCGGCUCUCGACGCACCAAGACCAAGGCAGAUAGAUCGCGAUCGAUGCACUUCCCGCCACCCCCACCAGACCAGAAAGCAGGUGAGCUGAGCGGGAUGAGAAAUGGCGGAAGGGAAAGGAGCUGCAGAAUAUCUAUGUGUAUGUGUCAAUCAGCGCCCAUUUACGAGGGUGGUUGGGGUCUGGAUGGCGUGGCUGCGCCGGUGGCUGCUCCUCCUGCUGUGGGUUUCGGCGCCGUCAACGUCAUCGAAUACGACGACAGCCCCAUGCACAGACAGGCAGGCAAACAGGCAGGCAGGCCAUGUGUGUGUACUGGAUGUCCGGCACCGGUGUCUGUCUUUGUGCGCACACUGCAGGUGCCGGCUGAGCUGGAGAGGAAGAGGAGGAGAGUGACGCCCUCAGUCAGCACCUUCACGGGGGGGCUGUUGGCGAACGUCGACCAGGGCCGGCAGCCGAGCGCAUGGGAGAGCUGGCGAUACCGACACUACAUUGCCACACACCCACUGCGCGUCUGGAACGAAGGCAAGGCGCUUACCCACCCAGUGAAACAUGCAUGUCUCUUUGCCCAUCACUCCGUCUCUUCGCACACACAGGUCGCCGCGUGGAGAUCCUCACCCGCCGAGAGGCCCAGUGCGUGGCGUCGCAGGUGUUCACGCAGCUGCUGCAGUGGCAGGCGGCGUUCAUCCCGCCAGAGGCACAGAUCGUCCCCCCAGCACAGGGGGGCCAGGGACAGCCGACCCCCCAGGCGACACCACAGCCACCACAGCAGCAGACCCCGCCACAACCUCCACCAAACGAGGGGCCGGAGAGAAUGCGUACGGAGAAGACGCGAAUACAUGGAGCAGGUUCUUUGGAUGUGUGCAUGGGUCUGUCUCAUUGUCUGCUGCGGGUGCAGCCACGGUGUCGGAUAAGGGUGGCGGUGGCGACACGGACGGCGACACGGACCGGCCAGGGUGCUCGCCCUCAUUCGCUCCCGCCUUGGCUCUGCCGCUGGUGGCGCCGCUGCCCGAAAGUGCACAGCCCAAGAUAAGAAGAGGUUUGUCAAGGGCGGGCAGGCAGACGGGCAGAAAGAUGCAGGCAAGAUGCAAUUUGCAUGAUCCAUUGCAGCUGGGACCAAGGACACGGAGAGGACCUCUGCAGCGAACCGGUCGCCCAAGCAUCAUCCAGUGGGCGGCGACAAGUCGGGGCCCCGCCGCGCCUCGACCAAGAAGACCGAGGCGGCGGGAAAGGCGGACGAGGCGGCACAGCAAGGGGCACAGGGGGAGGACGGCGGCGCCACAGUCGUCGCUGCUGCACCGGUCGGCACACAUAUAGAUACACAUGCCCUGCAAUGCAAACACACACAUGCAUCCAUCCAAUCCACGACACUCGCGUUGAUGUCCAUGUCUGUCUGUCUGUGUGUUUCUUUGGUCAGACGACUCGUUUGACGUUUGGCAAGGCGUUGCUGGAGCUGUUUCUGACGACAGAGCACGCAGACAGCCUGCUGAGGACACUUGACUCAGAUGGUAUUAUGGUGCCCCCGUCCACACACACACACUGAAAGACAGAGAGACAGAUUGACGAGAUGUGCUGUGAUUGCUUCACCCAGGUGAGGGCAUCGUGUCUCGCCGCAAGUUUGUGGCCGCGGUGGUGGACACCUUCACGGACAGGCAGAAGCUCCUCGCCUCACUGCAAGUCGACGACUCUGUUACGGUGAGUCGGUCUGCCUGCUUGCCUGCCUGCUGCGCACAUGUGUCGAUAACCACACACACAUGAAUGAAUGGCUGGCUGGCUGGCUGAUGCAGGACGUGUUGAAGAACACGGUGAGCGGCGCCAUGUGGCUGAUAGCCUUUUUCAUCGCCCUCGCAAUGAUCGGCGUGGACGUGUUCAGGUGUGUCAGUCAGUCAGUGGAAGGGUGGGAGGGUGGGUGGUGCGUGUCUUUUUGUGUGCGUGCUAUGGCUUUCUGUCUCUCUCUCUCUCUCUCAGUGUUCUAUUGGGCACACUCACCAUCACGGCGGGACUGGCGUUUGCGUAAGUCGCAAUGAAUGCACACAUUUCAUUCUGGCUGAUGUGGCCUGGCAUGGUCUGGCCGUGUGUGUAUGUCUCUAUGCGUCCGCAUCCGCGCAGAUUGGGCAACAUGAUUCGCAACUUCUUCGACUCGCUGGUCUUCAUAUUCUGGUACCAGCCAUAUGACCUAGAGGACUGGGUCGUCGUCAACAACGGUCGGCACAACAAACACGCCACGCCCACCACCGACAUGAUGUAAACACUCGUUCACUCACGCCUGAACCGUUCAGGCACCCCCAUGCAAGUCAAGAAGGUCAACAUCACCUGCACCCAGUUCGUCACUUGGCACAACAAAGCGGUGAGUGAGUGAGUGGACACCACCCACACAACCACUCAACCACUCAACCCCCCACAGUCUCACCUCCUGUCGGUGUGUGUGUCUGUCUGUCUGUCUGUCUGUGUGGGUCAGUGUCUGUUCCCCAACUCUGUGUUGGCGCUGGCGGAGAUCAUCAACCUCAGCCGAUCGCCAAAGGCGUGCUUCGAGCUGUGCUUCCUCAUCGGCGCAUCCACGCCACGAGACAAAUUCGCGGUCAGCACGGCAGCAACUCAAUCGCCAUCCAUCCAUCCAUCCAUUCAUCCCAGCACCGCGCUCUCUGCAUCUGUCUGUCUGUCUCUCUAUAUGUGUGCUGCACAGGAGCUGAAAAAGUCGAUUCAGAUGUUUUGCCUGCAGCACCCGACCGAGUGGGAGCCGAACCCGAUGUUUUCGAUCUACCAGGUGCAGCCGCACGCCCACAUCCAGUUCGGCAUCUGGCCCACACACAAGAUGGGCUGGGCCGAAUUCAAGUACAUCUACGCCUCGCGAAACGACCUCUUCUGGUAUGAUACAUACCUUCACGACGGGUGGGUGAAUGGGCGUGUCAUGACAUGAACGGAUGCAGGGAGAUACUGCGGGAGAUGGAUCGCCUCAACGUCCGCUACGCCCUCCCACCUCAGCCAAUCCUGUUUCCGCCAAGUGACUGCACCCGCACACACACAACACAACACACCUCCCCUUGUGUGCACAUGCAAUGCAGACGAGAGCCCCUAUGACGGCGUCCCAGGCGGUCCUGGUGGGCCGGACCCCAUGACUGCGGCAAUGAUGGGCGGAACGGCCAGGGGCGGGUAGGUGCACACCCACACACGGACAACAUCCUCACCACAUGCACUCUCUAUGCAUGUCUCUCUCUGUCUGUCUGUCUGUCGUGUAUGUGUGUUGCAGUGCGGCAGCGCUGCCCCAUCCCCCGCUCUCAGCCGAGUCGGCGCCAUCCACGCCGCGGCAGAGUGAGGGAGCACCCGACAUGCAGCCGUCGCCUAUGCACGGGGGCGUGCCUUUGCCGCCGGCACAAAUGAUGAUGAUGCACCACCAUACUGCUGCGGCCGCCAUGAUGCCCCAGGCACCUGUGACGUACGCUGGUAUGCCCCACCAUCCAAGAUAAGCACAAUUGACAGUGUCACAACGACAUUGGCGCGCGUGUGUGUUCUGCAGGUCACGACUUUGCACCGCAUCAUGUCCAUCAGCACCCUCAGCACCAGCAGUCGCCCUUUGGCCUGACCCACCCGUGGCAGAGGCACACAGCGGGGGGGAUGCACCACCAGUCCCACCCACCAAUGUACCACCCGCUCCACCCCACUCACGCGCCCAGCCCCCCAUACCCGCCACCAAACGUGCAAAAUGCCUGGUAUGUAUGGUACUUUCCUACAGACAUCCAACACAGAAGACACACACACACACAUCUGUCUGUCUCACUGCUCAUUGGCAGGUAUCAGCAGAUGUGGGGCGGUAUGCAGCCGUGGGGCAGGGGUGCGAGGGGCCGGCGGAAGUCCAAGCAGGAGGACCCCCCUGACAGAGACAGCAAAAGAGACAGAGACAGAGACAGAGGGAGGGCCAGCAGGGCGGCGAGAGAGAGAGUGCGGGAGGAAACCGGCAGCGGCACAGACGAGGUGCCGCGGGAGGUGCCCGGCCUCUUCUUUGGCGAGGAUGCCGCGAACAUGGUCUAGCUGCACAAUGAGAGGUGCUUGAUUGAUGGAUGGGGGGCUG
Molecule: messenger RNA, 9181 nt
Organism: Vitrella brassicaformis
Lineage: Eukaryota; Vitrellaceae
Source: the annotation of a GenBank genome assembly